This is a messenger RNA of Monomorium pharaonis (pharaoh ant), 1707 nucleotides long. RefSeq names its product dipeptidase 1. Gene Ontology annotation, biological process: proteolysis. The coding region runs from base 288 to 1628 and encodes 446 amino acids. The transcript is spliced from 11 exons. The record is from RefSeq and is a predicted model, not a curated record. Gene Ontology annotation, molecular function: metallodipeptidase activity. Lineage: Eukaryota; Metazoa; Arthropoda; Insecta; Hymenoptera; Formicidae.
CGUCUGUAUGUCGUCUGUAUGAAACAUGAACGCACGCAUUUAUUCUCUCUGUUACAUAAUUAGAAAAUUUGCCAUUUUAUGAUUGACAUUAAGUUGUUUAAUACCCGUGGGAUACCUGUUGUUUAAUACCGAAGGAUUACCGAGGGAAGAGACAAAUAGAGAUAAAGAGAGAGAUAUGGUUUUCGUCGUGUGUUGCCGUAGGAACAGCAAAUGCGACUGAGCUUUAUCGCUCUUACAGCGACACGUCAAACGUAGCAGGGAACAUUUAUAAAUAUUGCACGGGGAAAAUGGUGUACGUUAACGUCGCCGUUUGCCUGUCGGUUCUUCUGCUUGUGAUCGGAUUAUCCGUGGGGCUGAGCGUGAACACUUUUAAAGGGCGAGAUGCUCUCGACUCGGCGCCUCUGAUCGAUGGCCACAAUGAUCUACCGUACAAUAUCUAUAGGAAGUUGAACAACCACUUAUCUGCCUUCCGUUUCGAAAGCGAUUUAAGCAACGACGAUAGCUGGGGGAAAAACGCUUGUCCCUCGUGUUACACCGAUCUGCCUCGCCUGAAAAAGGGAAAAGUGGGUGGACAGUUCUGGGUGGCGUAUGUAUCAUGCACGUCGCAAUACAAGGAUUCCGUACAAUUGACGUUGCGGCAGAUCGAUGUGAUUCGGCGAAUGAUUAAGCGAUAUCCGGACAACCUGCAAUUGGUCACCGACGCGGCCGACAUCGAGCCCACAUGGAGGAGCGGCAAAAUAGCGUCCAUGAUAGGCGUCGAGGGCGGUCACUCCCUUGACUCGAGCCUGGCGGUUCUGAGGCUCUACCAUGAUCUCGGGGUUCGUUACGUUACCCUGACUCACACCUGCAACACACCGUGGGCCGAUGCGUCGACCAUGAAUGACGGAUACGUAUACAAUCUGACGGAAUUCGGACAGGCGGUGGUUUACGAGAUGAACCGAAUUGGAAUGCUGAUCGAUCUGUCUCACGUCUCGCACAACGUCAUGCGGGAGGUUCUAGCGAUAACAAGGGCACCCGUCAUAUUUUCACAUUCGUCUGCUUUCAGCGUGUGCAAUCAUUACAGAAAUGUUCCCGAUGAUGUCCUGCAUUUGGUCAAAAAGAACAAUGGUGUCGUUAUGGUAAACUUCUACAGCAACUUCGUGAACUGCAAUUCUUCGACGAAUGCAACAAUGGAGGAUGUCAUAACACAUAUAAAUCACAUUCGAAAUCUUAUCGGAUCGGACCACGUCGGUAUCGGUGGAGAUUACGACGGUGUAAGCGCAAUGCCAGUGGGAUUGGAAGACGUCUCCAAGUACCCCGAGCUAUUCGAUCGUCUUUAUGAGAGCCGACAGGGAGAGCCAACGUGGACUCGGGAGGAUUUGGAAAAAUUGGCUGGAAGGAACCUUAUACGAGUCUUUCAAGCUGCAGAAGCGGUGCGGGAUUCAUUAUCGACCGAAUCACCUCAUGAAGAUACUAUAACCGGAAAGGAAUUAUAUAUCGCACAAAAGAAAGAAGGACUUAAUCCAGGCUCGUGCCAAAGCGCAAUUGAAUGGGAUAACGUAAAUGCAGCAGAUAUUGAACAAUCUUUUAGUUUCAGUGGUAUUACAAAUAGCGCGAUGUAUCGAAAACUUGAGGUAGAUGGAUGUUAAAACAGAAAUCGCGUGGAAACAUGUGUAAAACAAUAUGUGAUAUUUCAUUAACACAUAAUUAAAAAGCAAAGUAUAAAAA